Lodderomyces oxycetoniae is the source of this 819-nucleotide messenger RNA. It is a transcript of the gene MGM101, whose product is annotated as Mgm101p. The transcript has a single exon. Gene Ontology annotation, molecular function: single-stranded DNA binding. Lineage: Eukaryota; Fungi; Ascomycota; Pichiomycetes; Serinales; Debaryomycetaceae. Gene Ontology annotation, cellular component: mitochondrial nucleoid; mitochondrial chromosome. The record is from RefSeq and is a predicted model, not a curated record. Gene Ontology annotation, biological process: interstrand cross-link repair; recombinational repair. Bases 1 to 819 code for a protein of 272 amino acids.
AUGUUUAGGAUCCCUUUAAGGCGUACCGGUGUCAAGACCGGUACUUUAUGUAUAAGACCAAUAAGAUCUUACGCGAUCAAAUACACGAGGACAACUUCAACAGCUUCUACGGCUGGGAAAGUCUCGAAAAAGGCAGUGCCAAUAGAAGUGGCCAAAGAAGAGGUGGGAGGAAAAGAAAGUAACUCUGUUCUGAACGGAGCAAAGGAUACAUUUGAAGAUAUAAAAGAAAUGUCACAAGACUCGCCUAAUCCUCUUGAGGAUUUUCUCCAGCCUCGGAAAAAUGGAGUUGGUAUAGACUGGGCAGAUUCAUUCCACGGAAUUGGUUCUAAACCGUUUUCCAAAGAAGCAGCCGAUAUAUUAAUGGCCCCUGUUUCUAAGGAAGAUAUUGAAAUCAAACCUGAUGGAAUAUUAUACUUGCCCGAGAUUAAGUAUCGACGUAUAUUAAAUCGUGCUUUUGGACCAGGUGGAUGGGGUUUAGUACCACGUAGUGAGUCGCUUGUGACAAAUCAACAAAUAUCAAGAGAAUAUGGUCUUAUUUGUCAUGGUAGACUAGUGAGUAUUGCUAGAGGCGAGCAAGAUUAUUUUGGUGGCGCCGAAAAGAUUACCACUGCACUAGAAGGCUGUAAGAGUAAUGCAUUAAUGAGAUGUUGCAAAGAUUUAGGUAUUGCUAGUGAAUUAUGGGAUCCUGAUUUUGUUAGAGAUUGGAAGCAAGAGUAUUGUGAAGAAGUAUGGGGCGAGCAUUCGGUUACAAAGAAGAAGAGAAAGUUAUGGAAGUUGAAAAGAGUAAAACUGUUAGCACCUCCUUACCAAAGAGCUUGA